AUGACUCAAAAAAAGGAACUAAAAAAGAAUUCACUUUUUUCAUUACCUACAAGUGGAGAAAAAUAUUUUUCUCUUUCACGAUUGGUUAAACAAGAAAAUAAAAAAUCGUUCGAUUGGUAUACCGUAUAUACUACAACAUUGCCCAUAACGAUGUCGUCUGAAAAUAAAUAUAAAGAUUCCCUGGAAGCAUCGUUGAAUGGCGUGACAGAUCGUCGAGUGUAUCGAGAGGAAACACAACUUUCUACCUAUCAUUAUGUUGAUGGAGAGAAUACUGCAACUGACACUCGGGAAAGCCGUUGUAUUCGCUUUGUGUACUCAUCUGAUACGACAUCUCCAGCAGCGUCGUCAACUGUCGUUUCUGACGUUGAUACUCCCGUCACUACUAAAUAUAUGGCACGUGUUGUACUGCACGAUAUUCAUAAAGGAUGCAGUAAAUUUAGCUGUGAUACUUUGUAUACAACACAAGAUGGUACAAAAUCAAUUGCCAGUAUUCUCUUUUAUCAUCCAGGAUUCGCUACAUACCAAGGAAGGGUUUAUCGUGGUAUGUUCGGUCCAAGAGAAUUAGCAAAUAUUCAGGUACCUGAAGUAGCUGAUAUAUUUGCAGGGUAUAAUCGAACAAAGCAAAAACUUGAUCGAGAAGGUAAAGAAGGCGAAGUAUCAAUUGGUUGUACAUUCAUAAUUAAAAAUAUUAAUGGACAUCGUCGAGCAUUAGAUAUAAGUGUUGAAGCAGCUUUAAGUCGUGAUCUAUGGGCACUUAAACUCUUCGACUCAUGGGGUAAACCCUUGCCAUCUGGUGUGCUCAAAGGAAAUAUGCUGUGGACAGGUAAUUAUAAUGAAUGUCUCGAUUCAUUAUAUCAACCAGCGAACAAAACUUUCUUAUCACAACCGUUUGUUGAGCAAUAUUGUAUUCUAUCUCCAAAUGAAACAAUAUUAGAAGGAACGAUAUCUUCUGGACUUACUCUUGGCAUUUGUGUGCCUUCAUCGUGUGAUCGUCAAUCUAUUGUUAGAUUAGCUCGAAAUUUAUUCAAAAAAGAUAAUAUUACCGAAAAUAAUCUUCUCUGUUCGAAUGAUGCUGCCAGUAAACAAAAGAAUCUGCCUCGUGGUGUAGUGAUCACAUGUGUCGUUCUCUCGCUACUUGGUCUUCUCGUGUUCAUUGGUACUAUUGUUGAUCUGAUUCUUGCUUGUCGUUUUGAAUCAAUCAAUCCUGUUUCAUCACACAUCAAUGGAUACAAUGUCAUAUCGGAUAUCGGACCGACCAACAGUAAAUCGAUAAUAUCAUCGGGAUAUUUAUGUUUUUCUAUUCAAACUCUUUUGAGUGCAACACCUCAAAGUAUAUUCAUUGCUCAAUUUUCGGCUAUACGUACAUUACGGCGUAUUUUUACUAUGGAAAAGAAAGAUGACGAAAAUUCGCUGGCUUUUAUUCAUGGUCUUCGUGUACUUUCUCUUUUCUGGGUUAUUUUCGGUCAUUCAAUUUUAUUUAAUCUAUUCUAUACAAAUAAUAUUAUCGAUGUUCUUUCUUGGUCUCAUAAUAUAGCGUUUCAAUUAAUUUCUAACGGUGUGUUGAGUGUAGAUACAUUUUUCGUAAUCAGUGGUUUCUUGACAGUAAUUACUUUUGUUCGAGAAAUUACGAAAGAAAAACUUUCCUCUCGUUUUCUCAUUCGUUAUUACAUUCAUCGAUAUAUUCGUCUUACGCCGACGUUUCUUCUUGUUUUGCUUAUCAGCAUCAAUUUAACAGCAUAUUUUGGUCGCGGACCUAUUUAUCCAUCUAUAGAAGGAUUCGAAUCCGAGGGAUGUCGACAGCAUGGUUGGUGGACAGCCAUACUCUAUGUUGGCAAUUUAGUUCAUGUCAAUGAUAUGUGUCUAGGUGUUUCAUGGUAUCUUUAUAAUGACAUGCAAUUUCAUUGGAUUGCACCUCUGGCGCUCAUUCCAUUCGUUAUCGGUCGAAAAUCGAUUGGAUACUUUGUUACCACCAUUUAUAUUCUUAUCGUUAUUGGUCCAAUUGUUGGCAUUCUGCUUUAUUAUCCGAAUAUGUCAUUGAGCCUUUUCGCAGAUGCCACGAACUUGAAUGGUCCUAGCUUUCUCAACAAAAUCUACAUUGCCCCAUGGUGUCGUAUUUCAGCUUAUGCUAUUGGCCUUCUAACUGGUUUUGUUCUUAUCAAUACUGGUCAUUCAUAUCGUUCAAAUACCUGAACACUAACAGGUUCAAUUCAUGCUACUCGACGUCAUGGUACUGAAAUUGAAAACAACAUUCGAAUACUACGUGAAGCAUGUAUUGAAGCUGAGCAAUCUGACUUUAAUCUUUCGUUACGUAGCUUUAUAGAAAAUAUACACAGAACUAAACGAACAGUUAUAUGUGAUUCUCGAUCAGAAACUAUUAAAACUCAAGUACGUGUUUGUACUCGAGAUGCGGAUCCUGUUGCAUUGAAGCAAAUACAAGAAUCAAUAAACAAUAAUAAUAUUGAACUAUUUAAAACAUGCUAUGUUGGCUCUAAUCGAUUUAUCACUUCAUCAAGUCAUGAAGCAUCCAAAUUUACUGAUUCUUGUAUCUUAUUUGUUGUUAAUUGUAAAAAUUAA
This is a messenger RNA of Rotaria sordida, 2574 nucleotides long. The record is from the annotation of a GenBank genome assembly. NCBI's taxonomy places the organism in Eukaryota, Metazoa, Rotifera, Eurotatoria, Philodinida, Philodinidae.